AUGGCGAACAAAGUGCUCAUGACCUUCGUGGUCGCCGACAUCGUCUUCGUCAUCACCGGCGCUCUGCUUCUGGGUUUCACCCUCAUCAACCAGAACCUCAUCAAGGAGGCGCCAACGGAAGGAACCGAGGCUGUUAUGCGCUUGCUCACAGCUCAAUUCCCACUGACAGCCGGUAUUGCCAAUGCCGUCUUCAUCUUCGUUACCUUCCUCUCCACCAUCCCCGGCAUGAUCACGCCGACUCGUGGCUGGCUCAAGAUCUCGGGCUACCUGACCACCUUCUGCGGUCUCUUCAGUCUGAUUCUUGGUGUUUACCUCUGGGUUCUUACUCUCACCACCAAGAACGACUUUGGCAAGACGUGGAACGUCCAGGACCCUCGUGUUCAGGAGCUCAUGCAGACUGCUUUUAAAUGCUGCGGAUACUUCAACAGCACUUCGCCCGCCUUCGUCACCGACGCUCAGUGCCCGAGUCCCGCCGCCGCCGCCCUGCAACGCGGCUGCGCAACCCCGAUCACGAGUUUCGCCAACAUCUUCGUCGACAACAUCUUCACUGCCGUCUUCGGUAUGGUCGGUAUCGACGCCAUGCUCAUUGUCACCAUCGCCAUGCUGCUCAAGGAUCGCAAGGAGCGCGAACGUUACCGCCACAUUGACGAGAAGGCUGGGGCAAAAAAAGCCGCUGGCUCGAGUUGGCGCCAAUUUUUGUCUUCUCUCUCUCGCUCGGGAAGCCAGCCUCUUCUCGAGAACUCCUUUUCUCUCGAACGUGCGGCAAAUCUGGAGCGAGCAACUGUUCGUGGUCUCCUUUCUCCUGGACCGGGGAAAAGACUGAAUCGCCUCACCCCCGCCGCGGCCAUUGAUUGGUCUUAA
This is a messenger RNA of Colletotrichum lupini, 861 nucleotides long. Its product is annotated as tetraspanin. The record is from RefSeq and is a predicted model, not a curated record. The transcript is spliced from 4 exons. The coding region runs from base 1 to 861 and encodes 286 amino acids. Lineage: Eukaryota; Fungi; Ascomycota; Sordariomycetes; Glomerellales; Glomerellaceae.